AUGAGACCAAUUCAAUUUCUAGAAAGGUUAUCCAACGACUUGACUGAUCUACUUAAUGAUAAUGAAGAUUACAAUGUCUUGAUUGAAACAGGUGAAGGAGAAAAAAAGAAAAUUUUUAAAGCGCACUCGAUCAUUCUACGUCACCGUUCUCCAUACUUUAAUGGAAAAUUGGUGAAUCUAAAUGGAAUUAAAGAAAUUAAAAAAAAUCAUAUUUCACCAAAAGUAUUUGAUAUCAUAAUCAGGUAUAUUUAUGGAGGAUCUAUUACAAUUGAAGAAGAAGAACCAUCAAUGUCAUUAGCAAUUUUAUUUGUUGCAGAUGAUUUUGGACUUGAGGAAUUGGCAAAUUAUGUUGAAAAUUAUAUGCUUGAGGUUAAUGUGAAUUAUCUUCAUGAAAAUUUUGUAUUUAUAAAUAAAGCAUGUUUUCAGCAUAAAUCCCUGAAAGGUCUACAGAAUUUUUGUAGCGAAAUUAUUGCUAAACAACCGGAAUUAAUCUUUAAUUCAAAAGAUUUCACAAAAUUGUCCGAAUUAGCUCUGAUCUCACUACUAAAACCUAAUUUAAAAGAAACUUUGCAAGAUUGUUUGCCUCUAAUAAGAUAUUUUCAUUUAUCGUCAGACCAAUUUUUUGAUAAAGUUUUUCCACAUGAGAAACUUUUACCAACCAGUCUAUUCAAAGAUCUAAUACAAUAUUUCAUUAUACCAGAUCGACUAAUUAAAUCAUCUUUAAUACUACCUCCAAGAUUUUCAACUAUAAUAACUCAGAGACAAGCAGCCUUAAUUGCCACAUGGAUAGACAAAUUAGCAUCUUCGACCAUUUACAACACACAAGAUAAUCCCAAAGUUGUGAAUAAUAGCUAUGCCUUGGAUUAUUAUUCUUAUUAUGGUCCGAUAUUUGGUGGAAGGGAUCUUGCUCUGGAAGAUAACUUCAAAGAUGAGAAAAGAUGUUGGUGUAAAAAAAGAUAUUAUGACAGAGCAAUCAGGAAGGUCGAUGAUGCAUUUUCUGUUGAAGAUUAUGAGAUAUUUCAAAUUGUACCAAAAAAUAAUAAUGCUAAUAAUAAUUAUUAUUUAAGUAACAAUAAUGAUAGCAAUGAUAUAUCAUCUUUGGAUGAUGAAUAA
Entrophospora candida is the source of this 1113-nucleotide messenger RNA. The record is from the annotation of a GenBank genome assembly. NCBI's taxonomy places the organism in Eukaryota, Fungi, Glomeromycota, Glomeromycetes, Entrophosporales, Entrophosporaceae.